Molecule: messenger RNA, 7032 nt
Organism: Aspergillus bombycis
Lineage: Eukaryota; Fungi; Ascomycota; Eurotiomycetes; Eurotiales; Aspergillaceae
Product: separin
Exons: 7
Coding region: 1-7032 (2343 amino acids)
Biological process (GO): formaldehyde catabolic process; meiotic chromosome separation; proteolysis
Cellular component (GO): centrosome; mitotic spindle pole body; nucleus
Molecular function (GO): cysteine-type endopeptidase activity; protein binding; S-formylglutathione hydrolase activity
Source: RefSeq, a predicted model, not a curated record
AUGGCGGUCACCUCCCUUCUCUCCGAUUCCUCAGUGGAAUCGGUGAAGCAGGCCGUUCGCUCCACGUCAACAUGUUCGAAUGCCACCGUCAUCUCCCUCCAGACCCUUUUCCGCGGACUAUCGAAGACGUCACCGGAGUCUGAUAAAACCACAGUAAAGAGGGGAACUAGGACGACAAAAACGACAGCGACUUCCACUCGGCCGAAGUCGUCGCGAGGGACGAAGGUCUCCGCACAAGAAGCGGCCAUCAACACAGUCGUGGAAAUGGAUGCUGCGCGUCUGUCAUUUCAAGAGAAGCUCGUCCUCGCCACGGACGUUUUUAACACUACCCUCAAAACCCUCUCGGAUGCAUCGAAACUAUCUGCUAAACGCGACGACGCUUGGGCUCGAACAGCGUGUAGCUCCCCAUCGCCGAGUCGUGGCGCGAAAUCACCCAGAAAGUUGAAGACGUCACCGGAAGAUGAGCUGGAUAGUGGGCUGGUUGCUGUAGCAGAAUGUGCAAGCAUGGCUCUGUCUUCUCUAAGGAGCUUAAAAGGGGAGCAUUCUGGCCAGCAGGAUGGAUUCCCGAACAUGCAGAUGGAGCAAGGUGCAUGCGUCUUGGCGGGGAGGUAUCUGUCAUUAGGCCUGAAUGAAAUGGCUUCUAAAGAACUGAGAGGACUUAAGAGAAGGCUACAACAACAUCUGGACAGCCAGGCUACAAUGCGAUCAAAAACUACGAGCAGGAGGAAAAAUGAGGCUCAGGAGGAGGAAACCACCAAAGAACGGAUGUCUGACUUGCUUACGUUUGCCAAUUUUGACCACGCCGGCCCGGUGCUAAGCAUACUUGUUCCCUUUCAAUCUAAUGCGCUACGGCUGAUAGCAUCGGAAAAGAAACUUGCAACCGUCCAGAAAGUUGCGUCCUCACUGCAGUUGUCCGAAUUGAGCAGCCCAGCGAAUGUCAUCGUGGCGGCCACGGAAUCGGGUGCUCUCACGAAAGACAAAGCAGCACUUCAACUCCAACUGCUUUCCAAUACUGUAUUAUCCCUAGCUGGAGUCCAGCAGCCACCGAAUCACAACACAACACGCGAUCGUCUAAAGCCAUCGGCCUCGUUGUCCCUUCAGUUACUGUCCUUGGAGAUCCGAUGCAUGAGCUGGAUGCUGUCUGGUCAUACCUGUGAUGAAGGCAAGGAGAUGUGGGACCCAUUGACGCGAUACCUCGCCAACUACUCUAAUCACAGCAAAACUAUCGAGAGAGCCGAGUUUGCGUCCAUCUAUAAAACAAUCGUUCGACUUCAGACCGCCGUUGCUAACACCCAAAAGCGCACCACGGCCAGUCUGAGGGAUAAUGUCUCGGUCGCCCGAAUUGCCACUAUAUUAGGUCAGCUUGCUCAAGAGGCUGGAUGCUUUGACGAAGCUCUGAAGCUUUUUACCGAAGCCGUCAACCCACUCUCUAGCGGACAAUGCCUUUUACUCGCCACUGUUCGUUGCAAAAUUGCAUCCUUACACCUUCAAGCUAGCAAAUCUUCCAAACCGUCACUCGACAAGGUUACGAAUGUUGUAUCUGAUGCGACCUCCUCAUUGAGCAUGCCGUUGAAAGGAAGUCUCAGUGACCUCGACGAGCUGCUGGUUGAAGCAGCAAAACUCAAAAAGUUUACCAUGAGCGCCUAUGGAGACUUGGUUACCAAGGCAGGGGAGAAGAAUGGUAUUGACCUUUCCAAAAUCUACGAAUAUCUCCCUGCUUUCUUGCGGUUUCUGCGUCGCUAUGUUAGUAGGCCAUCUUCAUCCGAUAAAGAGUCAAAGGAGGAUGACUUGUUCCUUACGCGGGUUCGCGCGUGCAGAAACAUCGUCCUCUCGGCAGUGGAUUCAGCGCUCGCUGUUGGUAAAUUCUCAAUCAUGUCACAACGGCCUCCCUGGGAAGACGUGCUUUCCGCAUUGACAGACUGCCAGCGUCUUUUGACGGCUAUUGACAUCGUGGAUGAAGAAGCUGAUCCGUCAGUACUCGACCAAAUUGGUGCGGCAUUCGUUCGGCUGUCAAAUCUGUUUUGGUCACGUUAUCUGAAGGAGAAAGAGCGUGGGAAGGGGUAUCGUGAGCUGGUGCCUCUUGUGAAGCACUCUGCGAAUCUUUUGUCCAGUUGCUCACCAGAACAACGAAUCACGGGGUUCGCGGCUUUGAAGUAUGAACGCCUUGCGUAUCUUUACAUGGAAGGGAACAGGGGCGCAGAAGCCGAGCAGGCCUUUUCCCAGGCCAUCCAAGAGCAUAUCGACACAGGAGUGUUGGACGGCUUGAUUUCCAGUCCCAAUUUUCCUCACCGAACUUCCCAGGACCCCAAAAGCAACGGGUUCAUGCUUGGUCGAGUCCUUACUGCAUACCUGAAGUUGCAACUGAGGUUGCGUGGUAAGUCAAAGUCUACCGGGUUCUUUGAUGAUGAGUCGCAAUCGCUGCUGGUAAGAGGUCAUAUCAUGGAAUGGCAAAUGGGCAUCCUGGCAGAGCUACAUUCACAUGCUUCCAGCGAUGAAGCCUUUCGAUCACACUUUACCUGCCUUGUGUCUAAGCUGCUUGGGCUAUACGAUCCGGAGGUUUACCCCAUUCGUCGCUUACGAGUAGUCUUGGGCGGGCUGCGUUCGUCCCUGGAACGCCCGAACUGUUUGGAGUCGAAAGUGUUACACGAUUUACUCGAGGAAGGUCUGGAGGUUAUGGAGGCUGGGGACUUCGCUGAGGAUGGUACUUUAGCGACGUUAGCGACUCAUUUGCAUAAUUCUGUGCGUCUGAGUGUUGGCCUUCUGCAGGGGGAUUUACAACCUGAAACUCUCAACCUCAUGAUAUCGUUGUGGACCUCUUUGAUGCGCAACUGCAACGACGGAGCUUCCCUGGUUCGAUACGUCGGUGAUGUUGAUUACUACCUCCUCCAGCUGAAGGCCGUAGUCGAUUACACCGAGAUCCAUGGGCUUUGGAAGCUCCAGCUUUCAACGCUUGAACUGGUCCUACGUGUCACAGAGCUUCAAGAAGGCGGUGACUUUUCUGAAGUUAUAAUCGUAAUCGCGCGUCUGGUACAGCAGUACUGUCGACUUGGAUACUGCAAAAAGGCCGGCGAUCUUCUCACUCGCGCAGAGCAGUACCUUGGCCCUAACGUAUCUUGCCUGGCCACCCUAUCACACAAACUGGCACGGGUAGCCUACCUUAUCGAAACGGGCGAGACUGAGAAGGCGGCGGCCAACCUAUCAGCAGCUAGAAGACUCUACGAGUCAAACCAGAAGAAGCAGGAUGGGAGCAGCUGCUCUGUUCUGGCCAAGAUUGCCUGGGAAAGAUUGGUCGCGGAUGCAGCCUUUAUGAGCUCGCAGCUCUCCUUCGCCCAGGGAGUUAUCAAGGACGCUCUCUUUUUUGCUAAGCUAUCUGUCCGGUUGAACUGCCGGAUCUGGUCUAAGGUUGAGAAAAUCUCGCAGAAGAAACAGGAAAAGAGUUUGCCUGUGCCCAUUAUUGCCGUUGGGGAUAGCUCCGAGCUUGACAACGUUGUUGAAACUAUGGCCAAGCUUGAUGUAUCGCAGGCGAACCAUACAACGACUUCUGUCUAUACACAGGGAGCCCCUUUUUGGCCGCACAUCGGCUCGCAUCACACCUCUCUAUUGAACCUUGCAAGUCUAUCUGCACACCACGGCCUGUUCCAGGAUGCCAUCUACUACGGCGAGCAGGCGUUGAAGAUCAAUAAGACGCUGAACGCACCUGUUCGUUUGAUUAAUUCUCAGGCGCAACUUGGGUCACACUGGAUUCUUGGAGGGCAUAUCUCUGAAGGCCAAGAGCUCCUCACAGCUGCCGAGACAUUGUCGAAGCAGCUAGAGAGUAGCGUUGAACUCGCAUCUCUGCAGAUGGGUCUUGCCUCUCUUUAUAGAGCGCAGGGUCACUACCGUGACGAGCUCCAGGCCCUUCUGGAGGCAGACCGGAUCAUGGCUGAUUUUGGAAGUCUGGAUGUCUCUGAUGCAGCUUCAGUUUCUUCGGGUGUCCCGGAACUAGAAGACAAGAUGGAGAGUCUUCGAAUCCGACCGACUAGUAGAAGGACGAAGCAGCCCGCCGCGACCACUCGGCGGACCCGUGCCACUACCUCAACUAGAAAACCCACCAAGGCAGAUGCCCCCCCUUCGAAAGCUGCCCACACCGUGACUGAAUCACAGUCCCUGCUGCAGAUCAGAAGCGACAUUCUGCGGCAACAGGCCGCUUGCUGCCGCUCCUUACGAGAUUUUGAGAAGGCCUCAUGCCUACUUGACACGCCCGGAAAUAUGCAGUCUCCAGGGACAGCUAUUCGCAACUUUGCUUCUCAUGCUGUAUACUGUGUUCUCCCCGAGUCGACAAUUUCGCUGCCUUCCCUGCAAUCACCAAUUAAGAAUACGGGCACAUCCAAGGCUGCCACCAAAACUACGGCCCGAAAGCCUCGAGCACCUGCCAGAGGGACACGGUCCCGAGCGCAAACAGCAAGCGAAGACUUCGCUGUGAUGCUUUCCAAGGCUGGCGAUUGUCUCAACAAUGUCUUUACUACUGCUACCACCGUGGGCUCCACGUUGGAUAGUCACUCCGCGUCACGCCUGAUGAGUCGUAUCUCCAUGUUGUCUCAUGUUACGGCAGCCGAGAGCAUAUCCGCCUGGUCGCAACCUCCAGCCAAUGUUAAUGAACUUGGCCGUAUCGGUGCUUUUACGCGCGAGCAUACUGCCAUUGAUCUUGACAAGCAGCUGGCGGAAUAUAACGACCCACUUCUUUGGCCUACGCCUUCCGCAAUGACGGCGGACCCCGAGGAUCUGUGUAGCUCGAGAUUUGCAGAAGAGUACAUUGAGAUUCUGCCCGACAAUUGGAAUGUCCUUUCUUUAUCGUUGAGCGCAGACCGUAGUGAGUUCAUCGUCUCACGACUGCACCAAGGUCGUUCGCCCUUCCUUUUGCGGCUUCCGUUGAAGAGAGGCAACUCCGAGGAGGAUGAGGAGGAGCAGUUUACUUUCGACGACGGACGGGAGGAAAUGCAAGAACUGAUCAAACUGGCUAACGAAAGUUCCCACGCUGCCAAAGCUCAAACGGAUCGGCAAAUGAAGAAGGACUGGUGGAGAAACCGUGAGGCUCUAGAUCGCCGGAUGGAGACUCUGCUGCAAAACGUUGAGAAUGUAUGGUUCGGGGGAUUCCGAGGGAUCUUCUCACCCCUGCCUCAUGAUACUACCUCUUUAGCGCGAUUCGCGUCUUCAUUCCAGACCAUCUUAGACAAACAUCUUCCCUCUCGCCAGAAGGGUGGUCGGGCGGAGGGGCCGCGCCUGACGCUGCACCCGAAUGUGUUGGAACUGUUCAUCGGUGUUGCGGACCUGGACGACCAAGAAGAUCCGGAAGAGACGUUGAUGGACCUUCUAUACUUCGUGGUGGAUAUCCUACAGUUCCAGGGCGAGCGCAAUGCCUAUGAUGAGAUCGAUUUCGAUAUGAUGGUGGUUGAAACCCUCGACGCAGUUCGGGCCUACCAUGACGCCGCCAGCAACCGCCGGGGCAAACCCAUCCCCAACCAUACCGUCUUGGUACUCGAUAAAUCCCUGCACCUAUUCCCGUGGGAAUCUCUCCCAUGCCUACAAGGGUUCCCCGUGUGCCGGGUGCCGUCCUUGGAAUGUCUACGUGAUCGAGUUGUGCAGUUUCAGGACAAGCGUAACUCUGACCUUAGUCGGGGAGUGGGCAUUAAUCGCAAUAGUGGCACCUAUAUUCUCAACCCUACUGGCGACCUUCGCACGACACAGAGCACGUUUGAGAAGGAUCUGUCUGCGCUGCAGGGUUGGACUGGUAUUAUGGAGCGCGAGCCGAGCGAAGACGAGUUUAAGCGCGGCCUGGAGACGACGAAUCUCUUCCUGUAUUUUGGACACGGUAGUGGUGCGCAAUAUAUCCGGGGGCGGACGGUCAAGCGCCUGGAGCAAUGUGCCGUUUCGUUCCUGAUGGGAUGCAGCAGUGGUACGUUGACGGAGGCAGGCGAGUACGAGCCUUACGGCACGCCGAUGAACUAUCUUCACGCUGGCAGCCCCGCGCUUGUUGCGACCCUUUGGGACGUUACCGAUAAGGAUAUCGAUCGGUUUGCGCAGUCUACGUUUGAGAAAUGGGGCUUGUUCGAUUCCGGAUCGGACGGGGCGACGUUGGAUGAAGCCGUGUCGCAGUCGCGACCGGCCCUCUCAAUCACCGAAAACCACAUCAUGUCCGUCACAACACAAGCAACCAUCGCCUCCUUCGGCGGAAAGCUCCUCAAGCUCAGCCAUGCCGCCACCUCCACCCGUUGCGAAAUGUCCUUCAACCUCUACCUGCCACCCCAGGCCAUCCAGAACCCCUCGCAGAAAGUCCCCGUCCUCAUCUACCUGUCCGGUCUGACCUGCACGGCCAACAAUUGCUCCGAGAAGGGCUUCUUCCAGCACGGCGCCAGCAAGAAGGGUAUCGCUGUGCUCUACCCUGACACCAGCCCGAGGGGAUUGAACAUUCAGGGCGAGGACGACUCCUGGGACUUCGGCACCGGUGCCGGAUUCUACGUUGAUGCCACCAAGGCGCCCUACCAGGGUGGUUACAAUAUGUACACCUACGUGACGGAGGAGCUGCCCAAGACCGUCUUUGCCGCGUUCCCUCAGCUGGAUGAGAGCCGUGUCAGUAUCACCGGUCACAGCAUGGGUGGCCAUGGUGCUCUGACCCUGUUCCUCCGCAACCCGGGCAAGUAUAAGUCCGUCUCCGCCUUUGCGCCCAUCUCCAACCCCAUCAACUGCCCGUGGGGCCAGAAGGCCUUCGGUGGCUACUUCGGCGAGGACCAGCAGGAGAAGUGGAAGGAGCACGACGCGACGGAGCUCGUGAAGAAGUGGAAGGGGCCGUUGGAUGUGCUCAUUGACGUGGGUACCGGGGACAACUUCUACAAGCAGGGCCAGCUUCUGCCCGAGAACUUUGAGAAGGCCGCCAAGGAGGCCGGCGUCGAGGGCCUCAAGGUCCGCUACCAGCCUGACUACGACCACAGCUACUACACGAUGGCGACGUUCGCGGAUGACCAUGUAGAGCAUGCGGCCAAGUACUUGUUUGCAUAG